AUUUUUUUUCUUUUCUUCUUUUUUGACCUCUUUCUACUCCGUUCACCCUCCUUUUUUUUAUCGUACCAUGACUAUUGAAAAAGUUAAUGUUUUAGUGCUAGGUGGUGUUGGCUUCAUUGGCAGACACUUUGUCAACUACUUGACCCAAAACAAUCUCGUAGCCAGUAUACGUGUUGCUGACAAGAUGUUGCCACAAACAGCUUAUUUCACAGACACUUUUAAAACCGCGUUUUCCAAAGUCGAAUUCAAGCAAAGUAAUCUCAUUAAUGCAGCUUCGAUUGCAGCUUGCUUUGAAAGAGACGACGGCAAGGAAUUCGAUUAUGUCUUCAACUUUGCCGCCGAAACCAAAUACUCACAAGUCCCUGAAAUUUAUCAGGAACGCAUUUUUAACCUGUCCGUCAAUUGCGCUACAGAAGCCGCUAAGCGUCACAUUAAACUCUUCGUCGAAAUCUCAACCGCCGAAGUCUACGAUAGUUCUCAGGAUCCUUCCACAGAAACUUCAAAGAUCAAUCCAUGGACCGUCAUUGGUAAACACAAGUACAAGGCAGAGGAAGCCUUGAAAAAAAUUGACGGUCUCAAUUUGUUGAUCAUUCGUCCUGCACUUGUCUACGGUCCUGCCGCUCUUUUGGGUCUCACUCCACGUUUGAUUAUUGGAAGAGUCUAUGCGCACUUGAAGGAAGAGAUGAAAUAUCUUUGGUCUAAGGACCUCAAGAUUAAUACAGUGCAUGUAGAGGAUGUGAUUCGAGCCUGUUGGUAUUUAACAGAAUGGUAUAUUGACAAUAAUAUUGCUGCUACCGGGAAAGUCCCCGUCUUCAAUUUGGCUGAUAAACAAGAGACAGAUCAAGAAGCCAUCAAUGUUCAUUUGAGAGAUAUUUUCAACCUCAAGACAUCGUAUCACGGUACAAUUAUUUCCGCAUUUGCCAAGCUGAAUUUGGAGAGUGUGACAGAGUCUGUGAAUGAAAAACAUUUGGGACCUUGGGCAGAGAUCGUGCGUGCAAAUGGAAUCACAGUAACACCAUUAUCCCCUUAUCUUGAUUUAGAAAUCCUGGACAGCCAUGCGCUUUCAGUGGAUGGCAGUAAGAUUGAACGCGAAACUGGAUUCAAGUAUAGCGUUCCGCUUGUUACCAAAGAUAAAUUGUUGGAGAUCAUCAAUGAGUUUAAGGCCAUUGAUGUUUGGCCCAAGCAAGAUUUAGAUUAAAAAGGGGGGAGAGUUCGUGUGCAUCAUGUUUAUGCUUGCUGCUGCUGCAAUAAUAAUAAUAAUAAAUAGUAUUUUUUUUUUCAAGGGGGACCU
Mucor mucedo is the source of this 1291-nucleotide messenger RNA. RefSeq lists its product as uncharacterized. NCBI's taxonomy places the organism in Eukaryota, Fungi, Mucoromycota, Mucoromycetes, Mucorales, Mucoraceae. The transcript is spliced from 7 exons. The coding region runs from base 68 to 1198 and encodes 376 amino acids. The record is from RefSeq and is a predicted model, not a curated record.